Messenger RNA from Diabrotica virgifera virgifera (western corn rootworm), 3813 nucleotides. RefSeq names its product zinc finger protein 420-like. The transcript has 3 exons. Gene Ontology annotation, cellular component: nucleus. Bases 102 to 872 code for a protein of 256 amino acids. The record is from RefSeq and is a predicted model, not a curated record. Lineage: Eukaryota; Metazoa; Arthropoda; Insecta; Coleoptera; Chrysomelidae.
UCUGACUGACGGCUGGCUUGUGACAGAAGGGUGGUUGGUUUAAAAUGGUUAUAAAAUAAAAUAAAAAUUCAUUGUUUGCGAUAGUUUUAUAUUAUUUAGCUAUGGAAUUUAAAGUUGAAAUUAAGAAAGAGUUUCUUGAAUAUAACCAAAAAGAUCUAGAGAGCCCGCUAAACACAUCCAUAGAUCUGGAAAACUUCAAAAAUGAACUUGAACUAGAAGAUAACUCCGCCAACUCAGAAAUGGGACUAAAAGCUGAAAUUAAGGAAGAGAUUGCAGAGGGUUGUCAAGGAUUUACGGAGAGUCAGCUAUAUACAUCCCCAGAUAUUAAAGACUUGGUUAAUAAAGCAGAUGAAUAUAACUCAGGUUUUUCUAAGAACGAAAUGGAAAUCAUGAAAACUGAACUUGCAUGCACAAUGGAACAACAAAUAAGUGCAAACACUGAAGAAACAACAUUAAAUAAUUACAUUUGUGAAAUUUGUUUUAAGCAAUUUAGCCACAAAAGUUUUUUGGAACGACAUAUAAAAAAGUACACUAAAGAAAAGGUUUACCAGUGUGAAAUCUGUUUUAAACAGUUUGCUGAAGAAAUAAAUUUGAACAUUCAUUUCAGGCUACACACUGGAGAAACGCUUUACAAGUGUGAAAUUUGUUUUAAUCAGUUUAUUACGGCAAUUGGGUUGAAAAGACAUUCGAGAGUGCACACUGGAGAAAAAACUCACAAGUGUGAAAUUUGUUUUAAGCAGUUUAUUUCGGCAAGUGAUUUGAAAGUACAUUUGAAAAUACACACUGGAGAAAAGCCGUAUAAGUGUAAAAUUUGUUGUAAGCAGUUUUCUCAGAAGGUUCAGUUAAAUGGUCAUUUAAGAUCGCACACUUGAGAAACGUUUUCAUCAUCAUCAUCAUCAUCAUCCAACCAAUUCACGUCCACUGCUGGACAUAGGUCUCCCUCAAUUGUUUCCACACUUCACGGUUUUGUGCUGAUUUUUGCCAGUUUUUACUAAUCCGCCUGAUAUCAUCUGCCCAUCGUGUAGGCGGCCUUCCUCUACUUCGUUUAUCUUCUCUUGGUCUCCACUCCAUCAGCUUUCGUGCCCAUCUUGAAUCUUUCAGCCUGGCGACGUGUCCUGCCCAGUUCCAUUUGAGCCUGGUGAUACGUUCUACAACAUCUGCGAUACCGGUUGUUUGUCUGAGAUCUUCAUUUCUUAUUUUAUCCUGUAGAGUUACGCCCAGCAUGGAUCUUUCCAUGCGCCUUUGAGCAACCCGCAUUUUCGACGCUGUUGCCUUGGUUAGAGUCAGUGUCUCUGCUCCAUAUGUCAUUACCGGUAGCACACAUUGGUCAAACACUUGUCUUUUUAAACCGAUCGGUAUACUGCUCCUAAAUAUGUCUCUCAGAGCUCCGUAGGCUGCCCAAGCAAGAGUUAAUCUUCUUUUUAUUUCGCAUGUUUGGUUAUCUCUGCCAAUUCUAAUUUCAUGACCCAAGUAAAUGUACUUUUCCACUAGUUCUACUUCUUGUUCGCGUAUAAUCAGCUGCCCGCUAGGAAUCAGAUUAGUCAUAAAUUUAGUUUUAGAAAAGUUCAUUUUCAGGCCUAUUUUCCAGCAGAUAGCGUCUAACUCAUUUAGCAUUUUCUUUACUUCUCCUAGGUCAUCAGUUAUAAGGACUAUGUCAUCUGCAAAACGAAGAUGAUUUAACUUUUCUCCAUCUAUUUUGAUCCCUUUAUUGUCCCAGUUGAGCAUCUUAAAGGCAUAUUCCAGAACAGUUAUGAAUAGUUUUGGCGAGAGUGUGUCGCCUUGUCUUACGCCGCGUUCUAUGCUUAUUUGUUUGGUUUUAUCAUGUAACUUAACACUCAUUGUUGCCUCUUUAUAAAUAUUAUAGAUGAGUGUACUGUAACGGUAGUCAAUGCGGCAUUCAUUUAGAUCUUCUAAAAUGCUAUCCAGCUCUAUCGUGUCAAAGGCUUUAUGAAAAUCCACGAAUGCUAGGACAAGGGGUUUAUUAUAUUCUAUUGACUUCUCAAUUAGUAACUUGACUGCCUGCAGAUGGUCGUUUGUCCCAAAGUUUGAUCGAAAUCCAGCUUGUUCUUUUGGCUGGUAAAAAUCUAGCUUCUUUUCUACUCUUGAUGUCACUACUUUUGUAAAGAGUUUGUAUAAGUGGUUUAGCAGGCUAAUGGGUCUAUAAUGUUCUAAGUCUGUCUUAUCUCCCUUCUUAUGCAAAAGUAUUGUUACUGCGUUUUUCCAUUUUUCAGGUAUCGACUUUUGAUGAAGGCAUAAGUUAAAGAGAUUUUUUAUUUUACCUAUAAGAAUGUGGCCUCCGUUUUUAAUGGCCUCUAUUACGACUCCAUCUUCACCUGGUGCUUUUCCAUUUUUCAUUUUUCUCAGUGCUUGAUGGAUUUCGCUAGUGGUUAUCUCUGGUAGUAUUUCGGAGCCUUGGUUUAUUAUUUUCUUUGAAACCGCUUCCCUCAGAUUAUUUUGAUUCAGCCUUUGGCUCCUAUAUAGUUCCAAAUAAAAUUCUUCUACGAUAUUUAGUAAAUCUUCUCUGUUUGAUGUUAUUUCGCUGUUUUUAUUUUUUAAUUUAUGUAUUUCGCAUUUUCCGUUGGUCAAUUUCCUUCGUAAAACUUUCAAACUUUUAUUUUCUUCUAUGGUUUUCUGGAUGCUUUGAGUUUUAUACUUCCUUAGAUCUUUUCUGAUUUCCUUUGAUACUUUCUUGUUGAUGUCUCUUAACGCACUUUUUUCAGUAUUUUCGCUUCCUCUCAUUUUACUUCGCGUUUUGAUUAGUUCUCUAGUUUCUGGGCUUAUUUUUUCAUCUCUCUUCUUUUUUGGGCAGUUUUUUCGUUGACUUUCUUCAAUGGCUCUAAUUAUGUUUUCAUUUAAGCUAUUUAUACUUUCAUCUGAAGUUGUAUUUCUUUCCAAAGCAGCGUUUAUAUGGUGUUGGUAUUUAUCAAUAUUUAAUGGGGGAGUCCAGGCUUGCAAGGUUUUCUUUUUUAUCAAACGAUUACGUUCUUUUUUGAGGUCUAUUUUUAUUGUGGCUCUUACCAUUCGAUGGUCACUUUCUGUAGUGAAUUUAUUUAGGACGCUCACGUCUGUGAUAAUCUGUUUUUUGUCGCUGAUAAUGUAAUCUAUUUCAUUUCUUGUUUUACCAUCAGGACUUUCCCACGUCCACCUUCUAUGUAGUUUUUUAACGAAAAAACUGUUCAUUUGGAACAAGUUAUUCUGUAGCAAAAAGCCUAAGAGUGUUUCUCCCCGCUCAUUUCUACCUAGAGUUCCAAAAUUUCCUAGUGAUGUCUCUGCUUCGUCUUCUUUAAGGCCUAAUUUUGCAUUAAAAUCCCCACACAGGAUUGUAAAGUGGGUGGGUGUGUCUUUUAGAGCUACAGAUAUAUCAUCAUAAAAGUCUUCAACUUCUUCGUCUGGAUGUUGUGUUGUUGGAGAAACGUUUUACAAGUGUGAAAUUUGUUUAAAGCCGUUUACUCAGAAACCUCAUUUAAAUGUUCAUUUAAAAUUGCACACUGGAAAAAUGUAUACAGUAUGGUGCAAAUGAAAGGAAUAAAUUCAUUAUUUCGUAAACCGAUGACUUUAAGAAAAAGUCCCGAAACAGGUCGAUUUUUAUUUUUAAAUUAUGAUAUUUUAGCAUAUAUAUCACACGAGUGACGUCAUCUAUCUAGGCGUGAUGACGUAAUCGAUGAUUUUUUUAAACGAGACUAGGGGUCGUGGGCUAGCUCAUUUGAAAGGUUAUUUAAUUCUCUAUUCGGUAAUAUCACAUUUGCAUAAUUAUUUAUACAGGGUGUACAAAAAAUAUAUUUUAAAUUAAAUUAUUUGACAAAAAAAGAAGAA